Molecule: messenger RNA, 885 nt
Organism: Xyrichtys novacula (pearly razorfish)
Lineage: Eukaryota; Metazoa; Chordata; Actinopteri; Labriformes; Labridae
Source: the annotation of a GenBank genome assembly
AUGGGGAGGACUGUCCAGAGGCAGCUGAGAGAGGGGCUGGCAAGGAUCGACAACAGCCAACUUCCCGGGAAACUGAAGGUGUGAUGUUACCACUUCACACUGUUCCAGCGGGUGAUGUGACCACUGAAAGUAGGUGAAAUUCCAUCUUCUUUGGCCGGUAAGAUGGAUGGCAUCGCCAAUAGUUACAUCAGGAAGUGGUUGGGCCUCCCCCGUUGUUUCUCGAAUGUAGGUCUCUUCGGCAAGAACAUGCUGCAGCUUCCUCUGAAGUCCAUCAAUUUAGGAUACAGGCAGAAGAAGACCCACCUUUUACUCGAGCUGGGAGAAACCAGAGACGAAGCGGUGAAGGGCGCAGCGGUGAUGGUCCGUACCGGCCGGAAGUGGAGAGCCCAGUACGAAGUGGACCAAGCCGUCUCCAGGCUGCAGCACAAGGAGAUCCUGGGAAGAGUCCAAGACAGCCGGGCAGGGCUGGGCUGGGGGCAACCAGUCCAGUUCUGGUCUAAAGCCACAAGGGACCAGAGGAAGGCCAUGGUGGUGGAAGAGGUCUCACAAGUGGAGAAGGACCACUACCUUGUCAAGGUCAUUUCCCAGGGGAAACAGGGAGCAUGGACUCGUUGGGAGGAUACCAUCAACAGAGUCAUAACCUGAGCAGACAUCUGGCGAACUCCACAGUCACAGCUCAGCUUCCUCAUAAGGGAAACGUAUGACACCCUCCCCUGUCCUCGAAACCUCGCCCAAUGGUUCGGAAGUGAGGGCAAGUGCUUCCUGUGCAGCAAGGACAAUGCAGGUCUCCAACACAUCCUGUCAGGGUGCAACAUCUCGCUGACGCAGGGGUGCUUCCAGUGGCAGCACAAUCAGGUGCUAAGGAAGUUAGCAGAGUACUUGUAG